This is a messenger RNA of Thamnophis sirtalis, 3767 nucleotides long. The record is from RefSeq and is a predicted model, not a curated record. Lineage: Eukaryota; Metazoa; Chordata; Lepidosauria; Squamata; Natricidae.
UAUUCCGUCCGAUUUCAGCUAAAGCCAAACUCCGUAUGAAUCCACGAUCUGAUUUUGACUUUUCUGCACCAAAGCUAGAUCUGGAUGUAAAUCUUCAGGAUAUAACCAUUGAACUGAAUAAACCACAGUAUUUCAGUAUUAUGGAACUUCUUGAAUCAAUUGAUAUGAUGACCCGGAAUUUACCAUAUAGGAAAUAUAGGCCAGAGGUUCCUGUUCACAACAAUGCCAGGAAAUGGUGGCAAUAUGUUACACAAGGCAUUCUUGAAGUAAACGUCCAACCUAAGCUACAAAUGUGGUCUUGGGAACAUAUUCGAUACCAUAGGAAUCAAGUGAAAAGUUAUAAAGAGCUUUAUAAAAUAAAAAUAACUUCAAAGAAAGUUACACAAGAGAGUUUGUUUAUGUUGGAGGAUCUAGAGAAGACUUUAGAUAUAUUCAACAUCACUCUAGCAAGACAACAGGCAGAAUUUGAGGCUAUUAAAGCUGGAUUAAAGAUUUUCAAACCAGGUGCUAAACAAGAUGAUGAAAACUCUGGUGGCUGGUUUAGUUGGAUGUGGGGAUGGUCUGGAGGAAAGAGCAGUGAAACAAAACAAGAACCAAAAGGUAUUGAACAGUUCAUGACUCCACAAGAAAAAGAUAAACUCUAUGCAGCAAUUGGAUAUAGUGAAACUGCUGUCGAUCCAACAUUGCCAAAAACGUAUGAAGCUAUGAAGCUUUAUGUAAAAUUAAUAAGCAUGUCAGUGCUAAUCAGGGAAAACAAGGAGAAGCCUGAGCUGAUAAAACUUGCAUUAAUUGAUCUGCGUACAACAGUAGCACAACGCCCUGGUGCUGAAGCAAUAAGAUUUGAAUCAAGCGUAAGUGCAUUUGAAGUUCAGGGCAUGGCUCAGAAAAAAACAGUACCCUGUUUGCUGUCCUCUCACACAGUCCAUUCACAGCACAAUGCAUCACUUUUCACAAUAAUGUUUGAAACCAAUCCCUUAGAUGAUACUUGCAAUCAGAGACUAAUAAUAGAGUCACAGCCUUUGGAAAUAAUAUAUGAUGCUAUGACCGUGAAUAGUUUAAUUGAUUUCUUCCGACCCCCAAGUGAUGUUCAUUUAGAGCAAAUAACUUCAGCAACCUUAACAAAAUUGGAAGAAUUUCGUGACAAGACAGCUACCGGAUUAGUGUAUGUUAUAGAAACCCAGAAGGUCUUAGAUUUAAAAAUAAAUCUUAUGUCUUCCUAUGUCAUUGUUCCACAAAAUGGAUUUUACGAAGCUACAUCAAAUAAGCUACUUUUGGAUCUAGGUCAUUUAAAGAUGAGUAGUAAAUGUCGGUCCACCUUGUCAGAUAUCAAAGUUGGCGAAAGUGCUCUUGAAGAUAUUAUGUCAAGAGCAUAUGAAAGGUUUGACAUUCAACUCAGUAGUAUACAGCUACUUUAUAGCAGACAUGAUGAAAAGUGGGAGGAUGCUCGUAGAUUACAGUCGUCAUCUCAACAUAUCUUGCAACCUCUGGAUGUGAAAAUGGAAUUGAACAGAGCAAUGGUUGUAACAGAUGCAAGAAUGCCCAAGUACAAAAUGUAUGGUGAGCUGCCAUUACUUUCUUUCAAUAUCUCAGAUGAGAAAUUAAAAUCUAUUCUGGAACUUAUUGACAGCAUUCCAAAACCAAAACAUUCACCUGACUCCACAGCUGUUCUACAACCUCCCAAGCUUCAAGCAUCUUCUCUGAUAACAACGCCUCAAAUGUCAACCUCAGUACUUCCAUUUUUAGAACAUCUUUCAAUAGCUGGAUCAAGUGAAUCUGAGGAUGAGUUUUAUGAUGCUCCAAGUAGUCCUUUGGAAGACCUACCAUUUUUUGAAGCACCUUUGGGCUCACUGAGUAGAGCUAGUAGCUUCCGAAAAAACACAACAAAAACAGAACCUUUGAAAAAUAUGACUGAUUUCCAAUUAAGAUUUGAAAUAUCUGAGGUGUUCCUUCAGGUGUGUCAUCUUGCAGAAGACAUUGAAAAGCCAAUUCUUCGGUUGGAAAUUUUAAAAUUAGGCACUGAACUUAAGCUCAGAACAUAUGACAUGAGUGCUACUGCUUUUCUUAGGGAAAUUUGCUUAAUGUGUCCAGAAUAUCUAGAUAAUAAAGACAAGCCUGUUUAUAUUAUUUCAACUCUGGAUAAUUCAGUGGAAGAUCUUCUAUCAAUUGAGUACAUCAAGGCAGAUAUUAAUGCCCCAGAACUGAAGACUACUUACCAGAACGUUCUACAGCUCAUAAAGGUGACCUUUUCUUCUAUAGAUAUUCAUUUACAUACCGAAGCACUUCUGAGUACAAUGAAUUUUCUAAAUAAUCUCCUUCCAACUCAAGAGCCUAAUACAGUAGAAACUGUCCAGGAAAAAGAAGAAAAAAAAGAAGUUCUUAGAAAAUUUAGUUCAAAAAAAUCAAAAUAUGAGGAUGUUUGCGAUCUCCAUCUUUUGGUAGACAUGAAUUGUUUACGUAUUUUUAUAAGGGAAGAGAAACGCUGGAUCUCAGAAAUUAGCAUAGAAGGUCUUGAUAGCGAAGUUGUAAUGAAGAAAGAAACAACUGAAAUAUCUGCUAAAUUAAAAAAUAUAAUUAUUGUGGAUUGUGAUGUGACAGCACUUUAUAAAAAGGCUCUGUAUAUAACUGGAAAAGAAGUCUUUAGUUUAAAAAUGAUUACAUACAUAUGUGCCACUGAUGGUGCUGCCAUUACAAAUAUGAAUGCUGUUGACAGCAAGAUUUAUUUAACUGUUGGAUGUAUUCAAAUUGUUUUUGUCAACAAAUUUGUUUCUGCAAUUUUGGCUUUUGUAAACAAUUUUCAGAUGGCAAAGGAAGCAAUUACUGAAGCCACUGUUCAAGCUGCUGAAAAAGCAGCCACAGGUGUAAAGGAAUUAGCUAAGCAGAGUUCCCGAAUGGCACUGGACAUUAACAUUAAAGCGCCUGUUGUCAUAAUCCCACAGUCAGCAGUAUCUACUGAUGUUUUAGUUGCUGAUUUUGGUAUGAUCACCAUAAAAAAUGAAUUUAUGCUUGUGAAAACAAAGCUUCGUUACAAUGUCCCACCAGUUCUUGACAGUAUGUGUGUGAAUCUGAGUGAACUCAAAUUAUACAGAUCAAAUAUUAUGAGUGGAUUAUUACAAAAUGAAUUACAACUACUGCAGCCAUUAAAUCUUGAAGUUAAAGUUGAACGCAAUUUAGCUGCUCUUUGGUAUCAUGAAAUUCCUGACAUUAACAUAUUUGGGCGUCUCAAACCAAUUAAUCUUAUUCUCAGUGAAGCAGAUAUAACUACAAUAUUGAGGACUUUGAAUGAAAAUUUAGGAGAUAGUUCUGAAUCUCCAUCUGUACAAGAAAAAAAAGAUGUGUUAAGCAUUCAUAGUGGAGCUGCAAGUUUCUCCCAGCAUUCUGGAGCUGCUGCUGUCAAGAUGUUAUCAGAUGGGUCACUGAAUGCUUCAGUUAAAUUAACAAAUUGCACUUUAGAUGAUAAACGAGAAACUGUACAGAAGGCUACACCAAGGCUAUUUAAAUUACGGAAUGACAAACAGAGCAAAAAAAUGGUACAAAUGAAACAUGGAUCUGAAAAGAAAGUCAUGGUGAAUAUAAGCUAUAAACAAGGGAGAGAUGGCACCACUGUUGUGGACACAAUUGUUGAAGAAACCUACCUCUGUGCUAGUGUUGAGUUUCUGCUUGCUGUUGCAGAAGUAUUUCUCAAUGCUAAUGCUGAAAGCACAGCUGCAAAUAAAAACUUUCGGCAAACACUGGCUACAAAGGAACAAGGAACAAACCAGUUACCAUAG